Molecule: messenger RNA, 1130 nt
Organism: Helicoverpa zea (corn earworm)
Lineage: Eukaryota; Metazoa; Arthropoda; Insecta; Lepidoptera; Noctuidae
Product: RNA transcription, translation and transport factor protein
Exons: 4
Coding region: 105-785 (226 amino acids)
Biological process (GO): tRNA splicing, via endonucleolytic cleavage and ligation
Cellular component (GO): tRNA-splicing ligase complex
Molecular function (GO): RNA binding
Source: RefSeq, a predicted model, not a curated record
UUGUGAAAAUCUGUAAUCCUUGUUGCAGUGUUUAUGGUUCCAAAUCGCCGGAAUCGCAGGUUAUUAUUGUGGUAAAGUCGUCGAUAAAAGGCGAAAAUUUUAUUAUGAGCACUAUAUUUAAGCUUAAACUUAGUGCUUUGGGCCAUCCUAAUCCAGAAGAUUUCAACUGUGAUGAUGAAAAGGAGUACAGGAGCGUAAUACUCUGGCUAGAGGAUCAGAAGAUCAGGCAUUACAAAAUAGAGGAAAGGGAUGGUCUCAGAAAUAUAGAGAAAGACAGUUGGAAGGAGGCUUUUAACACUUACCAGAAGGAUUUGGUCAGCCCUGUCGCUGAAGGAAGUCCUCACGAACAGCUUAACUGGAUACUAUCGUAUGCCGUAAGAUUAGAGUAUGCGGAUAAUGUUGAAAAAUAUAAGAAUGCCAAAGUGGAGAAGCCAAAACAGGCUACACCUAAUGUAGUGUCUUCCAAUCCUCUGGAUAACCUUGAUUUUUCAAGUCCAGCAUUCAAGGCAGGUGUAGAAAGAGUAUCUACAUUAGCAGGAGUUGGGCCACACCCUGACCCCAAGUUCCGGUUGUCAGCCCUAGCUAAAAUACUUAAGACAACCCCCCACCCUGAUUCACCACAAACCGAGGGGAACAUUAUUCAGCAGCCAUCCGAUGUGCUCAAGCUACUAUUUGUUCAAGACCUAAGAGAUUUGCAGACUAAAAUCAACGAGUCCUUGGUUGCAGUCCAAAAUGUUACUGCAGAUCCUAGAACUGAUACCACUUUGGGUAGAGUAGGCAGAUAAAUCAUUAAUAUCAGUGGGCAUCUUUGGAAUAAUAUAUUAUCUAGUCUGUUGUGUUGACUAAAUACAAAUAUUUAACACCAUUUUUCUUGUAACUAUGGUAUUGCAGAUGCCCAUCUUAUGUACUAAUUAAUUUAAUCUACAUCACUGCAUUUACUUAUUAAACAAUUAAGUUUCAGUGAGAGUUGACACUAUUCAAAAAUAUGUUAAGCCCAAAAAUAUUUUGAAACUCCUUAAAAAGGUGUACUUAUAUUUUCUAAAUGUAAAGUAGUGCAGUGAAAAGUACAGACUACAAGUGAACUGAUUUGUAAACUAUUUAUAUCAAUAAAUAAAACAAUUUAAUUUAAA